AUGGCCGUCUCGGAGAAGGGCCAUGCCGUGCCUGACAGCGGAAGCUCAGAUACUGUCCAACAGACGGAUAUUAGUGUAGAAGUGCCAAUCGCAACCGAGGAUGAAACCUCGAAGAGCGAGAGCAAGUCUGGGAGUCCGUAUCUGAGAAUCUUCACCUAUGCGGGGCGAUAUGAAAAAGUCAUUCUAGGCAUUUCGAUUCUCGCCGCAAUCGCCUCUGGAGCUGGCAUUGCUCUGCAGAAUCUCAUCUUUGGAAACUUUGUCACAACCAUCACCGAUUUCGUCAUCAAUCCAGCGUCGGGGGCUGAAAAGCUUCGCCAUGAUUCUGCAAAGUUGGCGCUCUACUUUGUCUAUCUCGGCAUCGCGAGAUUUGUCCUGGCUUACACGUACAACGUCCUCUUGACCUACAACGCAUAUCGAAUCGUUCGAAAUAUCCGGCAUGCAUAUCUGAAAGCUGCGCUGAGCCAAGAGGUCGCGUACUAUGAUCUCGGCACCAGUGGAUCAAUUGCGACGCAGGCAACCUCUAAUGGAAAGCUGAUUCAGGGAGGCAUUGCGGAGAAACUUGGUCUGACGUUCCAGGGACUCUCUGCCUUUGUCACGGCAUUUAUCGUUUCGUUCAUUACUCAGUGGAAGCUGACCCUGAUUUGCCUUUGCAUCGCGCCGACUACGAUAACCGUCAUGGCCUUCGUUGGUGUUACUGAAGCAGGCAUCGAAACCAAAAUCUUCGACACUCAUGCCAAAGGCAACGCCUUUGCCGAAGGUAUACUUGGCAGCGCUAGAACUGUACAUGCCUUUGAGAUGCGAUCGAGGCUUGUCAGCAAAUUCGAUGAAUAUCUCAACGAAGCCCAUAAAUACGGACGCCAGCUCUCCCCUUGGUUUGCAGCGCUCUUCUCGAUCGAAUACACAAUCAUGUACCUGGGCUUUGGGCUUGCUUUCUGGCAAGGCGUUCAUUUAUUCUCCACCGGAGACAUUACUUCGUCAGGCCAGAUUUUCACGGUGCUGUUCUCCGUGACGAUUGCGACUAUUAGUAUUACGUCGUUGGCGCCAUACUCCAUCGAAUUCGCGAGGGCUGCUUCAGGGGCUGCGCAGCUUUUCGAGCUGAUUGACAGAAAAUCCAACAUUAAUCCAUUUGAUGAAUCUGGGGAGAGGCCCUCAGACGUCAUCGGCCAUAUCGAACUGGAAAAUGUCAACUUUGCAUAUCCCUCUCGACCGGGAAUUACUGUGCUGGAUGACUUCUCAUUGAUUGUUCCUGCGGGAAAAGUUACAGCAUUGGUGGGACAAAGUGGUUCUGGAAAAAGUACAAUUGUUGGCCUCCUUGAGCGUUGGUACAAUCCCAAUUCUGGAGUUAUCAAGCUAGAUGGCAAGCCAAUCGACCAACUCAACCUUAAUUGGCUUCGGAAACAUGUGCGACUCGUCCAGCAAGAGCCCGUGCUGUUCCAAGGAUCGGCAUUUGACAACAUUGCUCACGGUCUGGUCGGUACAAAGUGGGAGCAUGCCUCUAGAGAAGAAAAGAUGGCUCAAGUGGAGGAAGCUGCCAAAAUUGCUUUCGCUCACGAUUUCAUCUCGGAACUACCAAAUGGUUAUGACACACAGAUUGGACAGAGAGGUGGUUUGCUCUCUGGAGGUCAGAAGCAGCGCGUUGCCAUUGCUAGGAGUAUCGUUUCUCAACCCAAGGUCUUGCUGCUCGAUGAAGCGACGAGUGCGCUCGAUCCUCAUGCUGAAGGUAUUGUCCAGCGAGCACUGGACAGGGCUGCUGAAGGACGUACCACAAUUGUCAUCGCUCACAAGUUGGCCACGAUUCGCAAGGCCGAUAACAUUGUCGUUAUGAAGAAAGGAAAAAUUAUCGAACAAGGGACGCACGCUGGGCUAAUGAAGCAAGACGGAACCUAUGCUCAGCUGGUGCGUAUCCAGGACUUGUCUGUCUCGAAAAGCCAGUCGGAUACCGAAUCAGAUGACCAAGAUGACGAAGAGGCACAUGAUCCGGCCGAUCUUGUCAAGAGUUUGAACCGAUACGCCACCAAGGAUCAAGCACGGCUCGAGCAGCAGAAGGAAAGGGACAACUAUGAAAAUUACAAAAAGCUGGGAUUCCUAUCUGUGGUCUGGAGACUUGUGGUUGAGCAUCCAGAGCUAAGGUGGGCGUACAUAUUCUGCGUUCUUUGUUGCCUUGGAGGAGCUGGUGGGUUUCCUGGACAGGCGAUUCUUCUGUCCAGCACAAUUGAUGUCUUUACGUUGACUGGCUCAGAAAUGACCAAAAAGGGCAACUUCUUCGCGGCCAUGUUUAUUGUCCUGGCAGCGGGCUGCUUGAUAUUUUACGGAGUGCUAGGAUUUGCUACAAAUGCAAUCGCUCAGACUUUAUCCCACAAGCUUCGACGCCAAAGCUUGAAUGAUAUGCUGCGUCAAGACCUUCAGUUCUUCGAUCGCCCGGAAAACAACAUUGGAGCGCUGGCUAGUCGUGUUGACGCAAAUCCACAGGCCAUCUUGGAGCUUAUGGGCUUUAAUAUCGCUCUGAUUCUGGUAGCCGUGUUUAACAUCACUGCAUGCAGCAUCUUGGCCAUUGCAUAUAGUUGGAAGCUGGGACUCGUAGUCGUCUUUGCAGGCUUACCACCCAUGGUUGGCUCUGGAUGGUUCAAGAUCCGAUUGGAUGUAAGACUUGACCACCACAUUUCGGCGCGGCAGUCGAAAAGCGCGGCGAUUGCUUCGGAAGCUGUUAAUGCUAUUCGGACUGUGUCGUCUCUGGCCAUUGAGGAGUCGGUUCUCAAGAGCUACACCCAUGAAUUGGAUCAAGCGGUUGUCGGAUCAGUGAAGCCGAUGUCGUUUAUGAUGGUUUGUUUUGCUUUUACACAGUGCAUUGAAUACUUUUUCCUCGCUUUGGGAUUCUGGUACGGAUGCCGUCUUGUCUCAUUCGGCGAAACUAAUAUGCAUGACUUUUAUGUCGCCUUUUUGGGAGUCUUCUUCUCGGGCCAAGCGGCCGCUCAGCUAUUUCAGUUUUCAACAAGUAUCACCAAAGGUAAGAAUGCGGCCAAUUACAUAUUUUGGCUGCACGAACUCCAACCCACUGUACAAGAGACACCGGAGAAUAUGGAUAAAGGCCCAAAGUCAGGUGGCCCAAUUGCCCUUGACAGUGUUUACUUCUCGUAUCCCCUGCGACCAGAGGCGCCUGUACUGAGGGGUAUCAAUCUGGAGAUUCAAAAAGGCCAAUUCUUUGCACUUGUUGGUGCAUCUGGAUGUGGUAAAUCCACCAUGAUUGCCAUGCUCGAGCGGUUUUACGAUCCUUCUACUGGGAAUAUCAGCAUUGACGGCGAUAAGCUAACGCAGCUGAGCCCACGACUAUAUCGCCGAGUCGUCUCUCUGGUACAGCAAGAGCCAACUCUUUUCCAAGGAUCUAUUCGCGAGAAUAUUGCACUCGGUAUCGAUGACCCAACUACGGACUCUACAUCUACAACACAAGCAACUGUUUCGGACUCGAAGAUUGAAGCAGCCUUACGCGCUGCCAAUGCUUGGGACUUCGUGUCUUCAUUACCUGACGGUCUCGCCACUGCUGCUGGUCCAAACGGCACACAGCUGUCGGGCGGCCAACGUCAACGCAUCGCUAUCGCUCGCUCCUUGAUCCGUAAUCCCAAAGUCCUACUGCUUGAUGAAGCGACCAGCGCUCUGGAUACGGAAAGCGAAAAGAUUGUUCAAAGCGCUCUGGCCGAAGCAGCAAAGGAAGGCGAUCGAAUCACAAUUGCGGUAGCACAUAGACUGUCAACAAUUAGAGAUGCAGAUAUGAUCUGUGUCUUUUACGGGGGAAAAAUUGUGGAAAUGGGCAAGCAUGUUGAUUUGGUGGCGCAGGGUGGCAUGUAUAGGAAGAUGUGUGAAGCGCAGAAUAUAGACGGAUGA
This is a messenger RNA of Trichoderma virens Gv29-8, 3876 nucleotides long. RefSeq lists its product as uncharacterized. NCBI's taxonomy places the organism in Eukaryota, Fungi, Ascomycota, Sordariomycetes, Hypocreales, Hypocreaceae. The record is from RefSeq and is a predicted model, not a curated record. The transcript is spliced from 9 exons. Gene Ontology annotation, cellular component: membrane. Gene Ontology annotation, molecular function: ATP hydrolysis activity; ATP binding; ABC-type transporter activity. Bases 1 to 3876 code for a protein of 1291 amino acids. Gene Ontology annotation, biological process: transmembrane transport.